Lactuca saligna is the source of this 249-nucleotide messenger RNA. NCBI's taxonomy places the organism in Eukaryota, Viridiplantae, Streptophyta, Magnoliopsida, Asterales, Asteraceae. The record is from the annotation of a GenBank genome assembly.
AUGCUCAAUUACUUGAGACAAAAUCAAGGGAUUAACAAUAGAUUGAGUCAUAAUCAAUCAUUCGUUAGAGCCAUUACAUGCUUAGGCCUUUUUCCUAGCAUUACAUAUGUAAUGCAUAGCAAGACAUCAAUGUCCUUCAAAACUAUGGAUGAUGGCCAAGUCUUGCUCUAUGCAGUUGGUGGUGGCGAAGUUCAAUACCAUGGUGAGGUUGCAAUGCUUAAAGUUGCCAUGAAGAUUGUCAAAGGGUAA